Messenger RNA from Ambispora leptoticha, 261 nucleotides. The record is from the annotation of a GenBank genome assembly. NCBI's taxonomy places the organism in Eukaryota, Fungi, Glomeromycota, Glomeromycetes, Archaeosporales, Ambisporaceae.
AUGAGAAAAGUUCAAACACCAGGAACAAUUGCUGCAGUAUGGCUUUCUUCGUGUUUCUAUUUUUACUAUAUUUUAUUUCGAAAAAAAGCGAUAAAAGAGAAGCGAAUUCAUCUUGUGAUUUCUACAUUCGAACCAUUAUUUAAUUUCACAGAUAUUGAGACUCUUGAAAAUCUCACUAUUCAUAGAUCAGUCAUGAAAAAUCAGCAACAAAUGGUUAUCACAACACCACCAGCUGAAGAGGAAGAAGAAUUUUGUUUUCCU